This is a messenger RNA of Bombina bombina (fire-bellied toad), 2993 nucleotides long. Its product is annotated as gastrula zinc finger protein XlCGF26.1-like. The record is from RefSeq and is a predicted model, not a curated record. Lineage: Eukaryota; Metazoa; Chordata; Amphibia; Anura; Bombinatoridae. Bases 78 to 1451 code for a protein of 457 amino acids. The transcript has 2 exons.
GAUAUCCGGUAUUGAUGUAACUGGAGUGAAUAAGGGAACCUUCUACCUGAGCACAGACAUUGGAGCCUGUUAUCAGCAUGAACUCAUAUGUGUUAGACAAACACGUAAAUAGUUCAUAUCCAUCCUUCACUACAGGAAGUAUCAGAAUGAUACCGCAAACUCCAGUAGUCUUAGACACCAAUGACUAUUCACAAACAUUGGGGAAAUCACAGCAGAUAUUUAAAGAAGAUGGAGAAUUGGCAGGAACUGGGAAGCAAUCAUUAUGUACAGAGAGUAAUUUAGUCAUCAAACAGGAGGACAACAUUUAUGCCUUUUCUAAUAAAAUGAUUAUCCCAGAGGAUAAACCACACACAUUUACUGAGUUACCAAAACAUAGUAAAGAAGGGAAAAGUCUACAGUCUAGCCAAAUGAUUCAUACAAAGAAGCAACCUUUCAAAUCUCCAAAAUGUAAGAAAAGCUUUAGAUGGAAGUCUCAUCUACUAGAACACCACAAAAUUCACACAGGUGAGAAACCAUGCACAUGUACUGAGUGCGGCAAAUGUUUUACACAAAUUAAUUCUCUGAAAACUCAUGAAAGGAUUCACACAGGGGAAAAGCCUUUCACAUGUACAGAGUGUGAAAAAAGUUUUACACAAAAGAGUAAUCUGAAAAGUCAUGAAAAGAUUCACACAGGAGAAAAGUCUUUCACAUGUACAGAGUGUGGAAAACGUUUUACACUAAAGAGUGAGCUGAAAAUUCAUGAAAGGAUUCACACAGGAGAAAAGCCUUUCACAUGUACAGAGUGUGGAAAAUGUUUUACACAAAAGAGUAAUCUGAAAAGUCAUGAAAAGAUUCACACAGGAGUAAAGCCUUUCACAUGUACAGAGUGUGGAAAACGUUUUACACUAAAGAGUGAGCUGAAAACUCAUGAAAGGAUUCACACAGGAGAAAAGCCUUUCACAUGCAAAGAGUGUGGAAAAAGUUUUAAACAAAUAAAUGGUCUGAAAACUCAUGAAAGGAUUCACACAGGGGAAAAGCCGUUCACAUGUACAGCAUGUGGAAAAAGUUUUACACAAAAGAGUGAUCUGAAAAAGCAUGAAAGGAUUCACACAGGGAAAAAGCCGUUCAAAUGCACCGAGUGUGGAAAAGGUUUUACACAAAUUAAUCAUCUGAAAACUCAUGAAAGGAGUCACACAGGAGAAAAGCUUUUCACAUGUACAGAGUGUGGAAAAAGUUUUACACAAAUAAGUAGUCUAAAAACUCAUGAAAGGAUUCACACAGGGGAAAAGCCUUUCACAUGCACAGAGUGUGGGCAAAGUUUUACACAGAAGAGUAAUCUGAAAAAGCAUGAAAUGAUUCACACAGGGGAAAAGCCUUUCACAUGUACAGAGUGUGGAAAAAGUUUUACAGAAAAGAGUAGUCUGAAAAGUCAUGAAAGGAUUCACAAGGGAAGAAACAUUUCACAUGUUUAGAAAUUGGAAAAAAUGUUUUUAUUGAAAUCAGGUAUCACAAAACACCAAAUAUUUACACACAAAUAAACUUCAUAUACACAGUGUACAAACCUUUUUUACAAUUAUCCUAAAGAGGACAAACUCUCUAAAUAGAAGCAUCAAAAAGGAUCCUAUUGUAAAUAAUACUUUCUAAUCCCAGUUAUAAAAGCCCCAAAUUGGAAGUGCUCUCCUGUUGUCCUUUGUUCCUCUAUAUAUGUGCACCUCAGUUUCUCUCAUAUCAAUGUGAUAGAAUACAAACACCACACAGGAAUACACAGAUUUGUCCUCAUACUGACCAGUUUACACAACCAUUCACCACCAAACCACCCCCAGUGUUGUUUAUUAAUAUGUCAGUGUUAGGAGUUGUACGUUUGAUUUACAUAUGGGAGAAAAUAAUUAUAUUUACAGAAUAAAGAGUCUUUAUAUGAACAGAGUGUUAGAAAUUUAUAUCAACAAGAACAUCAGUCUCAAAUGAUUAACAUCUGGGAGAUAUAUUUAAUGUGCACAUCAUGUGGAUAAACCUUUUCUUAUAGCAAUAGAUGCUUAGCAUUGUACAUGUUAUAUGCCAGAGGAAUUACUGAUGGGAAACUGAUUUUAUUUCAUGAGACACAAUAUCAGUAACCGGUACAUAUGUGAUCAUAAUCAGUUUAAUUUAAAUGGCUACUAUAACCUACAUGUAUACUGGGUAUGUAAUAUGUGUGUCAUGUGAUCAUAAUCAGUUUAAUUUAAAUGGCUACUAUAACCUACAUGUAUACUGGGUAUGUAAUAUGUGUGUCAUGUGAUCAUAAUCAGUUUAAUUUAAAUGGCUACUAUAACCACAUGUAUACUGGGUAUGUAAUAUGUGUGUCAUGUGAUCAUAAUCAGUUUAAUUUAAAUGGCUACUAUAACCUACAUGUAUACUGGGUAUGUAAUAUGUAUGUCAUGUGAUCAUAAUCAGUUUAAUUUAAAUGGCUACUAUAACCUACAUGUAUACUGGGUAUGUAAUAUGUGUGUCAUGUUCUGUAACUUGAUAUUAUGUCUGUUAGAUGUUUUCAUGUUAGUUAGAAGCCACAAGAACUGAUAAUAGCACAUACUGUAUAUAUAAAGGGAACAUUAUAUGUCUGAUAAAUCCCUUUGUAUCAAGAGCACAAGUGUUAGGUACAUUUAUACAAUUGUGUGCACAUAAAAUGGAAAAUUCAAAAACAAGGUGUCAUGAUAUCAAGCUGAAGGGUAGUAGAUUCAGGAGUAAUUUGAGGAAGCACUUCUUUACAGAAAGAGUAAUUGAUUUAUGGAAUAAACUUCCUCAAGAGGUAGUAAUGACAAACACUGGGGGGACUUUAAAAAUGCCUGGGACAAGCAUAAGGCUAACCUACAAACUAGAUAAGUUUAUAUUGUUAGGUAAUAUCAGGCAGACUUGCUGGGCCUAUGGCUCUUAUCUGCCGUCAAUAUCUAUGUAUGUUUCUAUAUCAUGUAAUGCUGCUUUUUACUAUAUAAUGAUAUGUAAUGUUUUUUCAUGCAAAUAAAAAGUGAUUGUAAUCCAGACCA